CGCCGUUCCCCAAAUGACGUGGUAGGUGACGUGCUCCACGGGCCGACCGGAAGGCAGCCGGACUUUUUUCGGUCAUUUCCUCUUUCUUCGGCCCGUUGUCGUCACUCACAGUCGGCCCAGUGAAGUCCAGCAAGACAAGAGGACGCUUCAUCGCCUUUGUCGCCGUCGAAGAGGAGCAACACAGAUUUUCCCUGACGGAGUUUGGGGUCACGGCGGACGAGAGGCUUCCCGAGGCAGAGAAAAAGUCACAACUCAGGACCAGGACCCUAAUCGGACUGCGGGCGCCAUGAGGUGACGACUGUGACAUCUUGUGUUUUUGCCGACGCGAGACUUAUGGCAAGGAUCACUCUGUCCUGCCUGCCGGCCUCCUGGUACUGCAGCGUGUCCCUGCUGUCUCUUGGCUGCGCUCCCAGACAGAGGCUGCUGCUGCUGCUGCUGCUGCUCUUCAUCACCUCCGCUCUCUUCCUCCUGGGGACCAACCAGAGACUGCUGUGGGGCCCCCGGCAACGGCCUGGGGCCCGAGUCAACAAGUACCUCUCCAUCGCAGAGUCCAUGGAGGCCACCGAUGUCCUCAACCCUGCUCUGAACUACGGGAUCGUGGUGGACUGCGGCAGCAGCGGCUCUCGGGUCUUCGUGUACUACUGGCCCCGCCACAGCGGGAACCCCCACACGCUGCUGGACAUCCGACAGAUGAAGGACCACGACCACAAACCUGUCGUCAAGAAGAUCAAACCUGGUGAGGAAGUGGAGCUCGGCCGUAUCUCCACAUGCAUCCUCUGCACUGCUGGCAUGAGGCUACUACCAGAUAGCCAACAGGCGGCUAUCUUGGAGGACCUGGUCACUGAUGUGCCCUUGGAGUUUGAUUUCCUGUUUUCCAGUUCACAUGCUGAGGUCAUCUCUGGGAAGCAGGAGGGAGUGUAUGCAUGGAUUGGCAUUAACUUUGUGCUGGGCCGCUUUGAUCACACUGACGAGGAGGACGCCACAGUCGAGGUGACAACUGGGUCUCAGAACCAGCAGCCAAUCAGCAGGCGGCGUACAGUGGGGAUCAUGGAUAUGGGUGGAGCUUCACUGCAGAUUGCCUACGAGGUGCCCAGUGCCAUCACCUUCAACUCACCCCAGGAGGAGGAGGCGGGGAAGAGCGUUCUCGCUGAGUUUAACCUGGGAUGCGACGUUGAGCACACGCAACACGUGUACCGGGUCUAUGUCACCACGUUCCUGGGCUUCGGGGGAAACAUGGCCAGGCAGCGCUACGAGGACCAGCUGGUCAACAAGACGCUCGCCCAGAACAGGUUUCUAACUACACAGACAGGCCUGUUUGAGGACAAACCGUACCUGGACCCGUGUCUGCCGGUGGGCCUGUCGGACACAGUUGUCAGGGACAACCGCACCUUGUACCUGAGGGGUCAGGGCGACUGGGCCCGAUGUCAGGAAGCUGUACAGCCCUUCCUGGGCCUCCACAACGGCACCAUGUCCCCCGGGGGUGUAUAUCAGGCUCCCAUCAACUUCAGCAACAGCGAGUUCUACGGCUUUUCGGAGUUUUAUUACUGUAUGGAGGACGUGCUGAGGAUAGGAGGACAGUACGACAGUGCCAAGUAUUCCCGAGCUGCCACGGACUACUGCUCCACCAAGUGGUCGACACUGAAAAAGCGACUGGACAACCAGCUCUUCGCUCAGCAGGCCGACAUCAGCAGACUCAAGUAUCAGUGCUUCAAGUCGGCCUGGAUGUACGAGGUGUUGCACUCUGGUUUCCGCUUCCCCACCGACUACCUGAGUCUGAAAACAGCCCAGCUGGUUUAUGACAAGGAGGUCCAGUGGACUCUGGGAGCCAUCCUUUUCAAAACCCGCUUCCUGCCUCUCAGGGACCUGCCCCAGGAAACGCUGCGGCAGAGCCACCCCAGCUGGCUGCGCUCCUCCUUCGUCUACAACCACCACCUGUUCUCGCUCUGCAUCCUGGUCGUGGUGCUGGCCAUCCUGCUCUACAUCCUGCGCCUCCGGAGGAUCCACCAGCGGGAGCAGAGGCAGGCCGAGGCCCUGAACCUCCUCUGGGCCGAGGAGGGAGAGGCCCUCCUCCCCUGAGAGAUGCGUCCGUGUCAGGAGGCUCCCGACUGAAAACCGGCAGGAUCUUCUUACCCCGUGACAUUUCUGACUCACUGAAACCAUAGAUUCAAAACUAAAGGAUGUGAGUAUAGAGGAAGGUUAAUGAGGAUCCUGAUAAUUACUCACCAGCCGAGGGUGUAAGCAAAGAGGUAAGAGUUUACUGCCUGGAAAAACAUCACAGUACAGAGGCAGUUUAAUGAGCCUGGAAAUCAAACGGCUCUGUAUGUUCUUUGAUUGUGCAGCUUUAAACACAGAGCGCAUCUCAGAUUGGAGAAAUGUUCUCUGGGUUUCACUUUUUCUUCUCUUCAAGACGGUUUUGGAUGAAAGGAAUCACCUCUGCAUCGCAGGAUCAAAUGCAACCCAUUUCCUCUAAGAUCUAGUUUCUAGUUUCACGGCCGUCUGGACGGUGAACCCGGAUCUGGUUUCAUGGUGAACGUCUUUGCGGCUGAGCGAGGAGGCACCGGCGGUAAUAAACCCUGCCAGAGGACAUAGAGCAUAGCAAUCCGGGCUUGUUGGGGAUUCGACAUCCAUCCAGGACAAGUUACGUGAAGGCACAUGGGACAGAAAAAGCAAAUCGUACGCGUUGACCCUAUUAGGAUUCACAUUUUUACAACAUUGAUUUAUCUUUUUCUGGUUUGAAACAAAUGAGACUAAGGCUAAAAUAGGUUUCCGCCAUGCCAGUAUUAGCUGCGCUCAUUUCAUACGGGAUCUUCAGGCAACUUCAUUUUAGUCCGGGCCUCUCGUGUGUUUUUUAAUCAUUGAUCGUGACGAACAAAUCUGAGCCAGCUCGACACAGACUGUCCCUGAGCUCAGGAACCCUAAACCCUGACUGAGAUACGCAACGGUUUUGUUUUUUUUCUAAACGCGAACGGCCGUUAAAAACGUUCAGAGUUCACAUACAGCUAAAUGCUAACACAGGAUCCAGAACUUCUGAGAGCAAGCGGCAGCGUGGCGGCGUGGGUGCAGGGCGUCGUCGUACGCACGCACACUGAGUGAGCGCCCGGUGUCUACAUGGACGGCCCACUGUGAGACACGCGGUAGGUCAUGGACAUACACGACUGGAUGAUGCAGGGAACAGGUGACCGCACAGCAACUUCCGCGCCUGCCUCGUUGGCAGAAAGGCUUCUUCAUAAGUGUCGAGUCGCUUCUGUCAGAACCUCCGUGAAAGUCUUCCAGUCGUAAUCCGGACUCGGAUGUCACCGGAGCUGAAAUGCCACGUAACGUGCGACGUAUUGGCGCGUCGGCGCGUGAUGUGACGGAAGCAGCGGUGCAUGUUACCACGCUAAUUGUUGGCAUUCACGUCAAGGCACAGCUGGGUUUAGUGGCUGACUCGAGAAAGCUGGGCCCGGCCUGACAACCCCGACAACCCCUGUGACUUAGACCUGUCCCCUUUGGCACCAUGCCGCAGAUAAACUUGACACAAGGGUCUUAGGGGAAAAAAAUGUCCGUGUAACACUUUUACUGUUUUGACUGACAGCUGCAUGUAGAGUCUCCCAAUCGUUCCCAUGUGUCUCACGUGGCCAUUUGUGUGUCCAGAUCCGUCUUACACAUCACUGUCGUCCCCCCCCCUUUUAACAAGUACGUGUGACUUUUGCGUCUGAUCCUGGCGACAAGUCAUAAAUCUGCGGGGCUCCGGCCUCGGAUUGCGCUUUGAUACUUGAAUGCCACUGUUGUCCUGCCAAGGCCCCCGUCCGGCCCAGAUCUCUAUCGGAGCAAAGACAGAGCCAAGAGGCGUUUCUAGCUGUAAUAAGCUGAGCGAUCUGCUCAGCGUUUGGACGAAAGGCGCUGAAAACAGACGAAGACCCUGGAGGCCUCGUGUCAGCAAAUGCCGCCUGAUUUCUAAAUGCAAUAAGUCUACAAAAGGGAAGAAUCUGGUCUCAUCCCGUGGGAACAGUCUCAGCAUAUGUUGAACAUUUCAUAUGGUUUUCAAAAUGAACUGAUUUAAAGCCAUUUUUGAGGAAAGAAGCCUUACCCUGAGAAAAAAGGGUCUGUUUUAUCGGGUUUUUAUGUCUACUGUAUUUUAUGGCUGUAAAGGAAACCACUGUUUUGGUUGUUUUGGGGUUUUUUUUGUUUUGUUUGUUUUGUUUUUCCAGUGAGUCAUGGCAUCGUGUUAUGCGCUGACAGACUGAUUACAGCUGUGCAACAACCAUGACGAUGCAAAAUAUGUGUCUGAGAAGCACCUGCUGAAACUUCCUGAGAAGUUAAAUAAUGUGUCGAGUAUUUUUCUUUUCUUUUUCGUGUCCCGAUUCAUCAGCUUAAACGAUGAGGACUGAAAAAGCUGUCUUUGUGGUGUCAACGUUUGGUCGUUGCUUUGUAAAAUCUUCUAAUGUGAUUCCACUCGUUCACCUUUCUUUUCUCUUGGUCCUGACGCAGAUGAGUCCUGACACGACCUUGUCAGACUGUCAGUGUGAGUUUGUAACCUUUUGUCUUCGUCUGCACUUCUAUCCCCGAACCACUAAGCUUCUGACACAGCAGCCAAAGUCUGAAAUUGGAGCUCUGACAGAUUCAUUUUCUUUUUUUUUUUUUUUUUAUUUCUGAUGUCCUCAUUUACCUCACAAUUGUCCAAAUGAAUCAAAAACUUAAGACCACCUCCUCCUGAUUCCUCCUGGUGUCGGAGUGGGUUGCUUUCUGUCUCCCGAUGAGGGGUCAACGGUUGAGUGCGUCUUGACCGUCUCAGAGCUGGGCACCGUGCAAUGUCGAACAGCAGUUCACUGAAGGGGAACACUUGACUUUGAUGUUUUUGAUGAAGGUACCUUUUAACAUCGAUGUGAAACGACACAGCUCCAGUCCAAUAAAGGACCUCUUUGUAAUACAUUUUGACUCUCGCUGGUUCUGUGUGCUGUACCCGCUGCAGACAGGAAAGGGUGUGUUCGAUGGCCUGGCCCCGGCGAAAAAUUAGUUGGGCAUGGGCAAUUAAGCCCCCAGCACUGCCUGGCAGGGAAAAUGUGCCCUCGAUGCCCAGUCAACUGGUUCCACCAGUCAGACAGUUUAGAACUUGUUAAGUUUAGGUUGAGAGUGAGACGCUCUCGGGACUCGUUGUGGAAACAGUAAUGUUAGAGUUGAGGAAACAACCUCACCACAGGAUCCAUUUAGCAACUGUUCUGGAGGUCAGUGUUUAAGCCAACAUACAGUGGCGUGGACGGGAAGUCCCUUCGAGUGCUCGGCGGACAGCGAAAUUUUGAACAGUUACAACUCGCUGGCAAGCUCCGUCUGCUGCUGGGGAUUUUCUGAUAUGAUCGAAAGCUCCAGUGCCGUCACUUUCUCAUCUGCUGUUUCCAAGGUCAAGAAUGAAUUUUGAACCUCAGUAAUGUUUCCUGUUUCACGCCACGUGCGUGAUUCUUAGAGGGGAGACCGUUUUCGUUUUCAGAUGAGGCUAAAGAGCCAAGGUUCACCAAACAAAAAGACUUAUUUUCUCAUUUCACCUCUAGCGAGUCUUGGUUCUAGUUUUGGCUUUAUUUGCCCCGGGUUUUGAGAUAUCUGCCUCGGAGCUCUCAGUCUCCGAAAGGGACUGUUUCUGCAGGACAAAGUAGUUCCAACAAAAACUGUACACGCCGGGGGUUAGCCAGAGUAACAGGGAGACAAAGUCAGGAAAGACAGCCCGCGAGGAUGCAACUGAAACUGAGGUUCGUGGGGAUUUUGACUGUCAGACCUUUUCAGCAACAGUACAGCCUGGGAGACAGAAUAAAAGCUCCUCUUCUGUGAGACGACAUUAGGGGCCGAAAUGCCCCGAGAGGUAACGCAGGAUAAUGAUCUGCAGUUGGCGCUCGUCAACACCGAACUGGAAAGAGUUUGGAUGAGAAACGGCUGCCAGCCUGUAAAACAAUCACCGCCAGUACACACCACAGUUUACAAAGGGCAGUCAUUGCCUCCAUUCCUUCAGGAUGCAGUUACGUAAAAGCCACUUUCAUAACCGCUGCUGUAACACCCUGUGACCUGCUGGGGGAGCUGUGCAGCAUUUAUGAGCUGCUGAUCCCACAAUGGAACAGAAGACAAACACAAAAAAAAAAAAAAAAAA
Messenger RNA from Xiphias gladius (swordfish), 6112 nucleotides. RefSeq names its product ectonucleoside triphosphate diphosphohydrolase 4-like. Gene Ontology annotation, cellular component: membrane. Gene Ontology annotation, biological process: nucleoside diphosphate catabolic process. The transcript has 14 exons. Lineage: Eukaryota; Metazoa; Chordata; Actinopteri; Istiophoriformes; Xiphiidae. Gene Ontology annotation, molecular function: nucleoside diphosphate phosphatase activity. The coding region runs from base 334 to 2076 and encodes 580 amino acids. The record is from RefSeq and is a predicted model, not a curated record.